UGAGAAAAUUACUUACAAAUUAAAUGGCUGUGCUACUUGAAGCGAGGCCUUACAGGCCCUUCAAAUCAUCUGAAGAAUAUUCAAUUGCUAUGAAAGAAGAUCUUGCUGAAUGGCUCAACUCACUUUAUCCAGAGCUCAGACUGACACUCGAAAAUUUCAUGGACAAACUUGACACCGGAGUUGUUCUUUGUAAGCAUGCAAAUAACGUUAGAAAAGCAGCAGCAGAAUAUGUGGCUCGUAGGCAAGCUAGAAAAAUGAUGACACGUUCAAUAACAUCAUCUUUAGCAAUGCCAAUAAGUGAGCUGAAUGAUGUUGCUUUUUUGCCAAACGCAAAAGCAAAUACAUUUUUACGUGAUAAUGUAUCAAAUUUUAUAAGUUGGUGUCGCAAUAGUCUUGGAAUUAUUGAUUGUUUAUUAUUUGAAAGUGACGAUUUGAUAAUGCGAAAAAACGAAAGACAUGUUAUAUUAUGUUUACUUGAAGUUGCUAGACGUGGUGCUAAAUUUGGGAUGCUUGCACCAAUGCUGGUGCAAAUGGAGCGACAAAUCGAUCGAGAAAUCGCUGCUGAUAACAAAAUAAUAAUUGGUGAUGUUCAUGAUGGAAAUGAUGAUAGUGAUGAUGAAUAUGAAGAAAGGCCCGAAGAUAAACCAUGCUUGAUUUAUGGACCUCAACCACAAAUCGUAACGAAUGAUCUGAAGAGUCUUGAUGAUAUGGUUCGUGACUUGGUUGAAAAUUGUACUUGUCCAAGUCAGUUUCCAAUGAUACGUGUUUCAGAAGGCAAAUAUCGAAUUGGUGAUACGAAGGUUUUAAUUUUUGUGCGGAUAUUAAGGAGUCAUGUUAUGGUUCGUGUAGGCGGAGGCUGGGACACACUCAGUCAUUAUCUCGACAAGCACGAUCCUUGUCGAUGUCGUACAUCACAUCGAUCAAUGAUAUCUGCAAAACUAAUACCAAAAACUGGUGGAAACAUUGACAACUCUCAAGUUUAUUACGAGCGAUCACCACCAAGAACACGCAGAAGUUCAAUCUCAAAUUUGCCGUAUAACGGCAUUUAUCAAUCACUUCAAAAUCAACAACAGUACAAUAAUUCUAUACCAACACCGAGAAAAAUCAUUAACGAUUAUUCGCCUUCGCCACUAUCUCAUCAUGUGAAUCAACAUAUCAAUGGCAAAGAACGUCAGCAUUGUGAUACACCCUCUCAGAGCCCUUUAUGUCAAACCAAGUUUAUAUCAAGUCCACUGCGGCAAAGGAGUGAUCUUGGUUUUACAUCAAGAUCAAAAUCACCAACUAUUAAAACAACGUUUUCAUCAACUGCCGGCUCGUUCAACAAAUUUGAAUUGAAUAAGUCACGCGUAACAACAUCUGAUGGAAAAAGUAAAAAUGGUGAUUAUAAUAAAACGAUGAAAUCCGAUGGUCGUUCACGAAUUGAUCAUAUCCACGACAACAAUAUUCAGAAUACUCACACAGGCAAUCCAUUACAAAAAAACAAAUCAUUAGAAGUUGUGACUCCUAAAGGCCAUAUCAACAAGGGCUAUCAAUCUAGGAAUACUAGUCCAGAAUGUGACAUAAUAAGCAAUAACAACAAAAAUUAACAAUCAUAUUUUAUUACUCAACAAUAAAAUUUACAAAUUUGGGUAUGCAUUAGAAAAUUUUUACACUCUAGCUAAUAUUUUUAAUUGAAGCUAUCUAUACUUUUCAGAAUGAUCACUCACAUCAUAACUAGUCAUCGAGUCAAAUAGCUUCAUCUGGAAGAGUAGACCCGUAAAAAAAAAAUUGAAAGAAUUAGUUGAAUCCAGUCGAGAAAAAGAUCUGGCAACGUUUGUCGGGGCUUGAUGCCCGUGUUACGGGUUGCAAAUUAAAAACUUUCAAUACUUCGGCAAGGGCCGUCUUUAUAUAUUUCCGAUUUUUCAAAUCCUAAAAAUUAAUCGAAAAAAAAAUUUCAUAUCAAAAAGUUUUUUGCUUUUAUUUAAACGUGAUGAUCACGAACAUGUGACAAUUCAUCUCUUUUGCAUGUUUUUUAUAGUUUUUUUUUCUCUAAUGUUUGAAUUUUCUCGUUAGAUCUAUAAUUAAUUAUAGGACUGAAAUACGACCUUAUUUUUUUAUGUUUAUUUUUUUUUUUAAUUUCUAGGUUUCCUUUUUUCUUCAGAAACUAUUGUUCAUAACAGAAAAAGUCCAUAAAGCGGGCGAUCGAGUUUCCGAAGAUGGAUUUCUUAAUCCUAAUUUUAUUUUUGUUGCCAUUUUUUCCUUUUUUACGGACUGCCAUAUUUUUGGAUGUGAUUAACAAAAAUACUUCGUAUGAGGCUUGAAAAAAGCACUAUUUAGUCCAGUCGAAAGUUAGUUGAGGUUAUUUUCAAGGUUUAUGGAAGGGUUUAGGAUAUAUAAGGGUUUUAAAAUUAUUUGGGUUCGUUCGAUUGGGGUUCGAGGGGAAAUAGAUGGCGUAGAAAAGCAGGAGGUGGUCUCCGUUUUGUUCUGUCGUUCGUCGCAGUUUGUCCUUCAAGUUUGCGGGCGCACAUAAAAUAAUAAUUACUAAAAUAUAAAAUAAUCUAAAAUAAAAUAAAGAGAUAUUUUAAUUUCGGGAUUUUUUAAUUUACAGAAUAUUUUAUUAUCGAGAGGCACGGUAGUACUUCGUGCCAAGUAUGAGAAAAAAAAUAUAAUAAUACCGAAAAAAAAAAAAAAUGAAAGCCCAAAAACACUACCGAGCCUUAUAUACACUGAAUAGAGGUAACCUCAUCCCUCGCUAAUUUUUAAAAAUUUAUUCAAAAUAUGAUGAUGACGAUAAAAAUGAAUGAUUUUUAUAAUUUAAAAUUCUAUUGUAUCAAGCUUUGCUAUAAAAAAAAAACCAAAUUGUUUAAUACUUUAUUUUAUUUUUUAUAAUUUGUUAUGUCAAGAAUAUGCUCCUUGAACAUAAGCAAAUUAUUGGUUGAAUUAUUAUAUUAAAAAUAUAAUAACUCGACCGUCGUAUCGGGAUAUGCUCCCUGAUACUACUAUAUUCAAAGUAAACUUGUUAAUUCCAGAUUAUGCACCUGGAAUUAAUUUAUUACUGCUUCGUUUUGAUCCAGUCCUUUUCAGGUAAAGAUCGGGUGAAGCUCGUACAUUUAUAUGACUGUAGGGUUGUAGUUAAAUAAAAUAUACCAAUGCAUGUAACUUAAAAUUAUAUUUAUUGUUGAAAACCAAAAUAAGGUAAAUGAAAUUAUUACUAUGAUCAUUCAAUAUAUGAUCUUACAUCAAUCGAAAUAUAUAGAAAAGAUGAAGAUUAUUAAUAGUAAAUUAUUCUUACGUUGUUGGUAUGCGUGCGGUACGGAUUGGUUAGCGUGAGCUUGUAAGUCAAUUGAUUCUUACUAUUAUUUUAGAAUGCUAUUUGAUUUCUGUAGAAAACAGCGAUCUGAGGUCUGGACAAGACUAAUUAAUUAACACAAAAGAACCAGAUUAUACAUAGUAUUAUACAUAGUAUUAUACAAGUAUAAUCUUCCAAUCCCCAUCUCAGAUUCUAAUUUAUUGAUUUUUAUUACCCAAAAAUCCUCGUGACAACAAUUAUAUAUAUAAAAUUCUUAGAACAGCUAUAAAGUAAAUCGAAGGAAAUAUACAAUGAUAUCCGGGUCCAAUAUAUUAUGGGCAAACUGACAUUAGAAUUUCAGUUUUACGACUUUUUUAUGGGCGUCAAACUUUCUGGAUUCUCAGUAACUUAAAUUGUAUUAUAUUGUCUAGUUGAUCUUAAAGGUCGAGGACGUCCAUUGAUGACUUCACCCUCGCGAAUAGAAUUAAUGCAUAAUAGAAUUAAUGCACGGUAGUUGCGUACGUGACCCAGGGGGAACGCUAAACCGGUUCCUCCAUCGCAUUGACACUUGACCUAAUAUUUACGUAUACCAACAUGUUAAUUUUUAUACUUAUAUAUUUAUUUCCAUAUUAUAUACCCGAGACGAAAUUUUAGUUCUCAAUUUGGCCUUAGAAAACUAAAUUUAGUUCUAAGAGGAAGUAAUGAGUACUUAUUUAAAAAAAAAAAAAAAGUUUUCUAUUCAACUUUAGACCUCAAAUAGGCCUGGAAGAGCCGAAUAGUGUCGUUUUAGGCGUUGCAGGACUAAAUGAGGAUUAACUAUAAUUCAAAAUAGAAUGUGAGUUUACAGGAAAAUUAAAAAAAAAAAACCUACACUGUGGAAGCAGUUGUGCAAGCACAUGUACUUGAAUUUCUUUGAAUGUAUGGAAAACAUUUCAACUACUGCACUUUAAAUUUAAGGUAAAAUGCUAUGAUUUUAAUGUACAGUACUUGAAAAUCUUUUCCAGUCAAAAUUUGAUGCACGGGACUGCACUGUAAAAAAAGAUUUUAUAUUUACGGAUUUCGGAAUUAUCCAAAAAAAUUUGUAGAAAUUCGAAUAUUGAUUGAUCAAAUUAUCUUCAGAUUUUACGUAACCGAUUUUGAGAUUUUCUAAUCUUAUCGAAAUGACUCUAAGGGGACUCGAACCUACGUACUGAACUACCUAACCGAUUGCUAAACCGAACGCUCUACCGCUGCGCCAUCGGGGUGACAUGUGAAUUGGUUUCUCUUAAAAUGUUUGUCAUGCUUUUUUUUUUUUUUUUUUGUUAAAAGAUUAAAGAAACUUAACAAACAAAAUUUCUACUACUGAAAGUAAUUUUAAAGUAAGAUGCUAGGAUUUUAAUGAAAUGAUUUUUAGUACAGUGCAUUAAAUUUCUAUAGCAUCUUACCUCAAAAUUACAGUACAUAGUUGAAAUUAUAUAAUAUAUUUAUUUCUCGUCAAUGUUAUAUUCAUUUAUCCUGAAUAAAACGGAUAGUAAUAUUAAAAAUAAAUUAAUAACUUUUAUUUGCAAAAUCAUAUACAUAUAUUUAUUAUUAUAUAUUUAUUUUUAAAUUAAAUUUUUCUAAGAACAUAUUUUUUUCCAAUACUUAAAAAAUUUCCAGUAUAAGGCUUUUCAGGCCAAAAUGAGGUUUUUUUUUUUUUUUUUAUUUCAGAAAAAUUUUAAAAAUAAAAAAAAACACAAAACAACUCACAUUUUGUCCUCUUCGUUCUAACAUAAGGUGAAGAAGGCCAAAUUGAGGACUAUUAUUUAAAAUUUUAACUUGAGAACAAUAGAAGCAGUCCUAUAAGGUCAAAUUGAGAACUUAAAUUUCGUCUCGGGUACUCAAUUGAUAUGAAAAAAUUUUGUAAAGUUAUAACAAAUUAAAUAAAUUUUUGGACUGUGCGUUUUUACGUUAAAGAACAAAAAAAUUUUUAUCACUCCCAUACUUUCUUAUUAUUCGCUAUAUAUCUCUCUCUACUUCUUUAUAUUUUAUUAAUAUCGAGAGAUUCUUUUUUUUUUUUUUUGGUAACAACUUUUUGUGAAGUAUGUGUCAUACUCAAAAAAAAUUUGUAAAUGUGUCAAAUUUACAAAACAAUAAUCUUGAGGCUGGAUUUAGUAAUUCUGAUAAUGAUUUCACAAAAAAAUGUGAUAUCGCAACAAAAAAAAAAAAAACGAAGUUUUUUUUU
This is a messenger RNA of Aphidius gifuensis, 5471 nucleotides long. Its product is annotated as GAS2-like protein pickled eggs. Gene Ontology annotation, cellular component: actin filament; stress fiber; microtubule plus-end. Lineage: Eukaryota; Metazoa; Arthropoda; Insecta; Hymenoptera; Braconidae. Gene Ontology annotation, biological process: protein localization to microtubule plus-end; regulation of microtubule polymerization or depolymerization; actin crosslink formation. The record is from RefSeq and is a predicted model, not a curated record. Gene Ontology annotation, molecular function: microtubule binding; cytoskeletal adaptor activity; actin filament binding.